Cavia porcellus (domestic guinea pig) is the source of this 1129-nucleotide messenger RNA. RefSeq names its product intercellular adhesion molecule 2 (gene Icam2). Gene Ontology annotation, cellular component: plasma membrane. The record is from RefSeq and is a predicted model, not a curated record. The coding region runs from base 148 to 984 and encodes 278 amino acids. NCBI's taxonomy places the organism in Eukaryota, Metazoa, Chordata, Mammalia, Rodentia, Caviidae. The transcript has 4 exons. Gene Ontology annotation, molecular function: integrin binding. Gene Ontology annotation, biological process: cell-cell adhesion.
CUGACCUCAGCUAAUGAGAGGAAGUUCUGUCACCAGCAUAUAGGAAACUGGGAAUUUCAGGCGGGGGGGCCUUUCCGAGCAGUGCAGCCUACCUGGCUCCAUCUAGGCAGCUCUCUGGUCCCCGGCAGUCCGCCGACCCCACCAGGAAUGUCUUCUUUUGGCUUCUGGGACCUGUUUGUGGCCCUUCUCAGCCUGCUCUGCUGUUCAGGGCCUGCUGAGAUGACAUUUGAGGUUCACAUAUGGCCAGAGAAGUUGGUGGUUGAGCCCACAGGAUCUAAGAGAGUCAACUGCAGCACCAGCUGUGCCCAGCCUGACAGGGGUGGUCUGGAGACCUACCUGACUAAGAAGCUGGUGGACCACCAGCCACAGUGGCAACAGUACUUGGUCUCAAACAUCUCUAAAGACACAAAGGUCAUUUGCUUCUUCUCCUGUGCCGGGAAGACACUGUCAAAGAGUCUGAACAUCAGCGUGUACCAGCCUCCAAAGCAGGUCAUGCUGAAGCUGCAGCCCACACGGGUGGCCGUGGGCACAUCCUUCACCAUUGAGUGCAGGGUGGCUGCUGUGGAACCCCUCGAGAGUCUUACCCUCACCGUGUUCCGUGGCCAAGAGACUGUGCACAACCAGACCUUUGUCGGGGCAGCGCCUGUCCCCCUGGAAGCCGCAACCACAGUCAUCAGCACUGCUCCGCAAGGCAGCGGUCCCCUCAACUUCUCCUGCCAGGCCGAGCUGGACCUGAGGUCUAGAGGCGGGGACCUCAUCCGCAGCAUCUCGGAGCCCCAGGUCCUCCAGGUCUAUGAGCCUGUGCAGGACAACCAGAUGGUCAUCAUUGUCGCGGUCACAUCACUUCUGCUGUUCUUGUUUGUGACAUCCAUCCUGCUCUGCGGUAUCAUUGGCAAGCACCAGUGCCGGAGGGAGACAGGCUUCUAUGGGGUACUGGCUGCCUGGCAGAGGCUGCCCCAGGCCUUCCGGGGGCAGCCCGCAUGAGCCACGGGGCAGCCCCCAUGGUGGCUGCUAGAAUCUAGCAUAGCUCCUCGGAGCUGGGAUCCAGCCUGGCUGAUGGACUGUGACAGCAGCAUGGGACUCUGGGGACAUUUCUUUUUCUAGCCUGAAUACAAACACCUGGACUUAA